Molecule: messenger RNA, 2023 nt
Organism: Maylandia zebra (zebra mbuna)
Lineage: Eukaryota; Metazoa; Chordata; Actinopteri; Cichliformes; Cichlidae
Gene: grxcr1b
Product: glutaredoxin and cysteine rich domain containing 1 b
Biological process (GO): sensory perception of sound
Source: RefSeq, a predicted model, not a curated record
UCAGCUCAUUUUGACACAUCAAUGAGGAUAUUAUUGUUUGAUAAUUGCGCAGCACUGAGAGAGCGCGUCUGGCUUUUCUGAAUGGGAUGUAAAACAUGUGAGACAUUCUUGUAUUUCAAUGGAGAGGCCAAAACUGAAACAGGAGAACGAGAAGGCUGGGAAAACAGUCAGGUUUAGAGUAGCGUCUGCCAACAGUGGCCGGGUCUUGGCGGAGGUGUUCAAGGAUGAGAGAGCCUGGUGCGGCUUGGUGGAGGACUCGGUGGAGGACUCGGUGGAGUCUGACUCGACCAGCAGCCCAGAGGCAGAGCAGCAGGGCGGCUCUCUCCCCACCAGCGAGGCCAACCGCCACCUGAACGGUUUGGUGGUGGAAGCAGCCGUGGACGAGAACGGCUGUGAACCCGAUGACCUACUUUUGUACGCCAGUGCCAAGAGAGAGAUGCUGUUUAGCAACAAGCGGAUCAAUAUAUGCAGCAAGAAUGGGACCGUGAGAGGAGUGAGGAACAAAGUGAGCGCAGGCCAAGUGCUUUUCAACAACCUCUCCAACAUGUACUCCGGUUCCCUUCGUCACCAGAAAAGGAGACCCUGGGAAAAGUAGUGAACAGCGUGGGAUUUCACACCGUGGGCACAUCAGGGAGGAGCAGUCCUGAGGAAGCUUUGCCUCCACCCUGAAUCCCUUUCAGUGACUUCUGUUUCUUCACGUGACGUGGAGUCAUUCACGAUCCCAGCCUCAUAUUUACAUGUGCCUUCAGGAUAUUUUUGACCACAAAUAUUUUUGAUUUGACUUCUUGUACUACUUUUCACAGCUGUUUAUGGGCAACUAGGAAACUAAACUGGAUAGAGUUAAUAUUUGUACAGACAUUGAACACUACAAACGUUUAUUUUAUUGCAAUUUGGAAUUUAUUGGUGUUUAUUUCAUUACAACUUGUUGAAAGUAACAACCUGUCCACAUAUGAUUCUAUCAAACAAAUCUUAAGUUUCAAAAGUUUUUUGGUUUACUGACAGAGAAAAAAUGUUUUGUGUGAAGAAACAAAGAAGGAUUGUCCAAUUAAAUGCGAUUUUGUUCAUACAAUUUCAUUUUAACUCCUUUUUGCAUUGAAAAUGGAAAAAGUGAUUGUUGAGGAUUAAAAGAAAGUUUUAGUAGCGAUUGAUGCUUUGUUUGAAUCCACCCUGUGGCCUUUCUUUGCAUGUUCUCCCCGAGUCUCUGUGGGUUAUUGACUGUAGGCGUGAUAGUGAGGAUGGUUCUAUGUCUCUGUGUUAGCCCUGCGGCAGACUGGCGACCUGUCCAGGGACCCCACAUGCCUUCGAAUCGAAUAUGAGCAGAAUAAAAUGGAUGGAUGAACAGCCCUUCAAAAAUGUUCCACAAUUUUCCGACAUGUGCUUCAUGUGUUUCAGUACAGAUUUAAACCAAACAGCUGAUAAACAAUUUUACUCACUGCUCUGAGAUUUAGAGAGUUUCUGAGAAGUAAAUUGUAUUUUUUAAAUUGUGAGUUUAUUUGUGCCCUAGAAUCUGACACGAUUUUGAUAUUUCAUGGAGUCUUUCAUGAAUGAAUAGGUCUUUUCUGUUUGUAAAAAUUUUGCAUUCAUUUCUAGAUUGAAUGUGCUUCAUAUCAUCUCUGAGACCAGAUUCACACAAAUACAGUGAACUGUAAAUAUAAAAGCCUUUAUAAUAAUUGAAUGCAUUUUCAUACUGCAGGUUUUAUGCUUGACAGUUUCUGGAAACCCUUGUUAACUAGAUUUAUUUUGGACUUAUCAAGAUUUUUGAAAACAUUUGACAUAAUAUAUCAUUUGCAACAUAACUGAUGUUACUGGUGGAAUUCAUGUUUAAAAUUAAACAGGCAAAUCAGUAAAAAUGUAUCUUUUACCAACUCUUUGUACUUCACUGCUCAGCAGGAAAACUUCUAGAGUUUCCAGACACAAGGAAACAUGACUGUCAAAAAUAACACAGGAGGUAACUAAACACAAAGGAAAUGUUAAGAAAAUUAAGAGUCUAAAAUAAGUAACCUAAAGCGGAAUCCUAAAUGAA